AUGGCCUCGCGACCUCAGAAUAUCGGUAUCAAGGCCAUUGAGAUUUAUUUCCCCAGCCAGUAUGUGGAGCAAUCCGAGCUCGAAAAGUUCGAUGGAGUUAGUACCGGCAAGUACACGAUUGGCCUUGGCCAGACGAAGAUGAGCUUCUGCGAUGAUCGUGAGGACAUCUACUCGUUUAGCUUGACCGUCGUGUCCAAGCUCCUCAAGAACUACAACAUCGACCCCAAUUCAAUCGGCCGCCUAGAGGUCGGCACCGAGACCAUUCUCGACAAGUCCAAGUCGGUCAAGUCGGUGUUGAUGCAGUUGUUUGGCGACAACACCAACAUUGAGGGUGUCGACACGGUCAACGCGUGCUACGGCGGCACGAAUGCCCUGUUCAACAGCGUCAAUUGGAUCGAGUCUUCAGCUUGGGAUGGUCGGGAUGCCAUCGUUGUUGCUGGCGACAUCGCUCUUUACGCAAAAGGCAAUGCACGUCCCACGGGUGGCGCUGGUGCCGUCGCCAUGCUGAUUGGCCCCGAUGCGCCCAUCGCUUUCGAGCCCGGUCUCCGGGGUAGCUACAUGCAGCACGUCUACGAUUUCUACAAGCCCGACCUAACCAGCGAGUACCCCUACGUCGAUGGCCACUACUCGGUCAACUGCUACCAAAAGGCCCUCGACGCCGCCUACCGCGCCUACAACAAGCGCGAGGCCCAGCUUACGAAGGGCGUCAACGGCCACCUCAAUGGCAACGGCGUCCAUGAUGGCGCUCUGCCCAAGACGCCUAUCGAUCGCUUCGAUUACAUGGCUUUCCACGCCCCCACGUGCAAGUUGGUAGCCAAGUCGUACGCGCGCCUCCUCUACCUCGACUUCCUUGCCGACCCAGAAAACCCCGCCUUCGCUGAUGUGCCCCCGGAGGUGCGCGACAUGGACUAUGAGAAGUCGCUAACCGACAAGGUCGUUGAAAAAACCUUUAUGGCGCUUACCAAGAAGCGCAUGGCCGAGCGUGUCAACCCCUCGACCCACGUCCCCACCAACUGCGGCAACAUGUAUUGCGGCAGCGUCUACGGCGGCCUGGCCAGUCUGAUCAGCCUCGUUGACAGCUCUACGCUCCAGGGCAAGCGGAUAGGUGUGUUCAGCUACGGCUCCGGUCUGGCUGCGAGUUUCUUCUCGUUGCGCGUGACCGGCAGCACUGAGAAGAUCGCCAAGGUUCUGGACAUUAACAACAGACUGGCCGCGCGGCGGGCAGUGCCUCCGGAGACGUACGAUGCGAUGUGCGACCUCCGCAAGAAAGCCCACCUUCAAAAGAACUUCACACCCGAGGGCGAUGUCUCAACCAUCGCUCCCGGCACAUACUACCUGGAGAAGGUGGACGACAUGUUCAAGCGCUACUAUUCGGUCAAGGCAUAG
This is a messenger RNA of Canariomyces notabilis, 1386 nucleotides long. RefSeq names its product hydroxymethylglutaryl-CoA synthase. Gene Ontology annotation, biological process: ergosterol biosynthetic process; acetyl-CoA metabolic process. Gene Ontology annotation, molecular function: hydroxymethylglutaryl-CoA synthase activity. The record is from RefSeq and is a predicted model, not a curated record. The transcript has 4 exons. Lineage: Eukaryota; Fungi; Ascomycota; Sordariomycetes; Sordariales; Chaetomiaceae. Bases 1 to 1386 code for a protein of 461 amino acids.